Molecule: messenger RNA, 1008 nt
Organism: Pichia kudriavzevii
Lineage: Eukaryota; Fungi; Ascomycota; Pichiomycetes; Pichiales; Pichiaceae
Exons: 1
Coding region: 1-1008 (335 amino acids)
Source: RefSeq, a predicted model, not a curated record
AUGUUCUACAGAUCACAACUUGCAAACAUUCCUACCAGGAAUAUAGUGCAAAGGACCCAUUUAAGACACUUGUCUGUGAACACCGCUUCAAAGCCGGUAAUUUAUUCGCAAUGCUCAAUUUUAAAAUCCAAUCCGUUAUUGGUUCCACAACUUACGUUUACGUCACAACUUAAGGCCAAUUUACUUAGAUCAUUCAGCACAUCUGCAAAGCUCUUAGACUACUAUCGUCCACCUAAAAACAAUGUGUACAGUGGACUCACAGGCCGUAUUUGGUCAAGGAUUCCUGAUAGCGUCAAAUUGAUUAGUUUAGUUAGUAUCUCAGCAUAUUUGGUCAUCUUCGUUGCAGUCCCUAUUCUGGUGAUGGUGGUUCCUCCAUUGGUGGUUGGGGGGUGGCUCUUUUACAGGCUCAAUAAAUAUUUCAAGACAAAGUCUGUCAAUAAAGCUUUCCAAAGUAUCGCCGAUUCUACACUCAUAUAUUACCCAAAGAAGAUUCGCAACCCAUUAUUAUUGCCGGACCCGGAUCAGGUCAAUUCUGAAUUGGCAAACUUUGAAAUGAAUAGAAUCAUUGAUGCAUUUUGGAACAAUGAGCAGGGAAUUGCAGACUACUUCAAAAUUCCGAAUAUUGAUGAUUUGGCGUUGGGAACUUUAGAAGCAGUUGAAAUCAAUUAUAAUUCAACUAGCGUUGUCUUUGCAGAUGACUAUAAAAUGAUGGUUACCCAAAGAAGACCUCUCUACAAUAAAAGUACCAAUGAAGAUAUAGCCGACGUUGUGAUCCGCCUGAAAUGUUUGGAAAAUCCAAUUGCUGAAGGCCUGGAUCCGAUUGCAAAUAUAACUAAAAGUUUAGUUCAGAUUGAAAUUACACCAAACAACCUGUUUGCACCUCAAUUCAUACUAAAAACUCCAUCGGUGAGUACAAUGCCACAUGAUAAAGACAGCGAUGGAUUUGGUGAUUUCGAUGAUGAUGCAGACGGGUUCAUAAAUGUCAAGGGUAAAACAAAAGUAUUAUGA